AUGGGUGGAAAUCAAGCCGUUCUUGACAUGGCCAACGAAUAUAUUAGGAAUAAAAAUCUUCGAUUUGCAGCUACACUUUUGGAUAAACUCGUAUUUAAAACUCAGAGUUCGGUUGAAAAGGAUAGUGAUAUUGCAAAGCAAGCAAUGGCAACGCUGGCAUCUGUAUACAAUACUCUAGGAUGGGGCUCCGAAAACGCCACCUGGCGUAAUUUCUAUUCAACGGGUGCUUAUGAAUUGCAGUUUGGGUCGCAGAAAGUGGAUCUUGCCAUGUCACCUGAAGCAUUGUUGAACUUGAGUUUCGACGAGCUAUUCGACACAAUCGCCAUCAAGAUUGAAGGAUCCGCCGCUUUCAAGAAACCCGAAGUGUAUUUAAAGAAAGAAAUCACCAUCGAUUUCAUGGUUUCCGAUAUCCAACAAAAUAAUAAGCCGAGCGCCGGUUGGCACUUGAGAUUGAGUAAUGCUGCCAUAACGGGCCAUGCCAUUCCAUACGUAGUUUCUUCGGAGAAGCCAAAUCCGGGCAGUGAUUUGACUAUCUGGUUAGAUCAUGUCAAUCUCGCAAGGUUAGUUGGAGCAACGGCUCUGGGAAGAAAUCCAGUUAUCGUGGAUAACCCAUAUAUCGCCCUCAGCACUGCUGGAGACGUAGAUGCUUGGACUAAGAUCACAGCCUUGAUCAAAUUGCCGACUGCUGAUUUCAAUAUUGUUACGCCUUGA
Messenger RNA from Botrytis byssoidea, 711 nucleotides. RefSeq lists its product as uncharacterized. Lineage: Eukaryota; Fungi; Ascomycota; Leotiomycetes; Helotiales; Sclerotiniaceae. The transcript has a single exon. Gene Ontology annotation, molecular function: protein dimerization activity. The coding region runs from base 1 to 711 and encodes 236 amino acids. The record is from RefSeq and is a predicted model, not a curated record.